AUGGAUUGGAAGCAUCUGUUAUCAUUGUCUCCGCAUAAUUUAGAUGACGUACGCAAGGAUGGUGCAGCACUGGAAAUCGCCAAUUUGUCCACCGACAUUAAGUUGGACAGCAAAAGUAGCAAAAAGUUGUUCCGUUUGGCACAAGUGGCGCUGCGUUUCCGGAACGAUCAGGUAAGACAAUUGAAACAGACGCUAGCGGAAGGUAAAGACGAUUUCGGCAGUCAGGAGCGGCUUAAGGAAUGGAAAAGAACCAUUGAGAAGCUUGAGCUGGAACGCCACACCCUGCGAACAAAGCUCAAGGACAUGACGGAAGAGAAUGCCAAACUGCAGGCAAAGUAUGCCGAAGGACUUCAUGUCGGCGGUGGUAGCGAGGGUGACGAUUCUCCCGAUGCUUUAUCGGAGAUCGAAAGACAGCAGGAGCUGUAUAACAACAUCAGUAUGAAGAAUAAGCACAUUAAAAGGCUUCUACGCGAUAUUGAUGAUCUGGAAAAGCGGAACAGCUUUCAGGUUGAUACGAUCAAUGGGCUGCAAGUGAGCUUGAACGAUGCAACGCUAAACAUAACCGCCCUGACACUUAAGUUUGAAGAACUACAACUGCGUUCGAAGGAACAGCAAGAAUUGAACAACAAGCUGAACGAAAAGCUUCAGCAGAUGGAAGGUGAGCUGAUGAAUAUUUGCGAAGAAAAGGAACAUUUGGUGGAGGAGCUUAGCAAGGUCAGUAAGCUGCAUGCGGACCAGGUUGCCGAAUGGGAGGAUCAGUUUGAUCAGCGGGAGAAGCAGCUGAACGAGUUGCAGGAUCGGUACGAUGAUCUUUUGAGCCAGUUCCCGGGCAUUGAUAUUGAGGCGGAACGACGAGAAUACAAAUUAAUGAUGGAACGGCUCGAGCAGAAGGAUGAAAUCAUUGUCGAUUUGGAGCAAAAGAUUUUAACGCUUUCAAAGGAAAUGCAUCGCUCGACGGAAGUGAUGAAUCGGAUCAGCGAGGAGAAGGAGCGAGCGGGUAAGGAGAAGCAACAGGAAAGCCAUUGCUGCCAAGAGUAUCGAAUGCAGCUAGAAAAGGCGAGCGCACGGUGCCGCGAAAUGCAGGAUAUUCUGGCCGAUGUUGAAGAGGAUAAUCGGUUGAAAUCACGCCAAUCUGUAGAAGCAAUAGAAGCACUGAGACGGUACGAAAAUGGCGAAGAAGGACUGGCGAGUGCGCUGAAAAAGGUGAACCGUUUGCAGGAAAAGGUGAACUCCCGUGACAAACAAAUUCGUCAGCUGAUAUCGGAGAUCAAUCUAGCUAAUGAGAUUGCCAUCGAAAAUAGUGUGUUACGAAAACGAUUAGGCAUAGAGGACGAUGAGGUUGUCGCGACGAGUUCAAUACUGGCAAAGCAGAAAAAGAUUUCCAAAGUAAACGAACGGUUAGCGCUAAAGCUGCGUGCUUCAGAAGAGAUGAGACUGCAGCUAAAGUUGGAGAAAAACGACCUUAAGCGGCAGUUAGCAGCACUAGCGCAGAAUGUGAAAAGACAAAGCAAAGAAGCAAGCAACGAAGCUGAUGCUGAUAAAGCAACACCUUCAUCUCCUGGGGCACAAAGUGAGGCAGAAGUAGAUGGAGUGAUUUCAUCGAUUACUGACCUGCAUGGAGUGAAGUUCUGUGAGAAAUGUAUGAAACAGUACAACGUACAGGACAGUAUGAAACAUUGUAAGGCGUGCAUAUUCCGGCACAGCUUCAAUUACUGUGAUAAAUGCGUUGGACAGUUGAAAAUGAAUUUCGACGAUGAAAGCACGAGAGGUGCAAUGCAGACAAACGGUAGGAACGACGAUUCCAACAACUAUCAACGUAUCGUCGAGUUAGAAAAACAAUACAUUACGAUAUUGGAGGAGAACGAACAUCUACGCGAUGGAAUGCAUGAAAUUUUGGAAAAACUUCGGGAGUAUGACGCAAUGUCGGAUCAGCUUACGAUCGAUAAGGAUACGUUGGAGAAACUGCUGAACGUGCUCAGUGUGCGACCGAUGUCUGGCUGGCAUAGCGGUAUGCGACUACCGAACGAUCUACUAGCAGCUCGGGAGCGGGAUAUGCUCCUGAAGGAACGUUUGACCAUAGUGGAUCCGGAUGCAAGCGGACGGAAAAGUAAAAGCGUCCAGUCGACGGAAAGUGUGAACGAUUCGGGAAAUGUUUGCAACGAGGAUGAUAACUCGGAGUCAAUCGAUCGACUAGAGCCGGAGCAGCUGGAUUUCAGUGAACAGGUUUUGCUGAAAGCGGUGGAAAUUGACCGUCUGACGGAAAGAAACGAACAACUGCGUACGGAAAACGAGCGACUGCUGACGGUGCAGGACGAGCUGCGCGUAACGCAAAAGCUGUACAACGAAAUACUUCACAUUACCAGUGCGUCUGAGAACGAGAAAGAUCGACUGCUUGUGCAAACGGUCGACCGUUUAAAGGAUAUCGAAUCGGGCGUCUGUGUGCUGCAGCGUAAGGUGGAUUUCUUAAAAGCGGACAACGACAACCUGCACAACUCGUUGCGUCAGAUCAAGAGCGAAUAUUUAAAUUUGCUACACGAUCUGCGGUUAGAGCUGGCAAGGAAAAGUACCGAGCUGAAACAGACGCAAGCGAUCGGUAUACACAAGGAGGAUUCGUUUGACUCGAUGGAUAGCGAUCUGGUCGAGAAGUUGGAGGGCGAGAUGAUGCGAAUGAAGUUUGAGGCGACAAAUAUUUAUAACAUAUUUUUGAAAAACAUACAAGAAGUGGACAAGAACCAAUUACCCGACGUAGAUUACACCAAGCUAAAUCAAUUGACCAUAGUGGAUAACAACUUAGCGGUAGAGUUCAUAACCAAGGAGGAGCACAAGCGCAUGAAGGAUCGUUUGAACGAAUUGGAGCGUGAGCUAAAUCGCGAGCUGGUGAAAAACGGACAUUUAGAAGAAUUGUUGAAAGUGUCCAACGAUCAAAUCCGAUCGCAACAGUCCCUUAUUUCAAAGUAUUCCGAGGAAGAAGUUAGCUUGCGUCAUCUGGUUGUUGAUUUGCAAAGUGAAUCCAAUGAAAAAUACCUAUUGGCCCGUGCAAACAAAGAACUAGAUCUCGUGCGCGAACAGGAGGAAAGUUUAAAGCUGGAGAACAGUAAAAUGAAGCAAAAGUUGAUGCAAAAAAUGGAAGAACUUGAUAACUUGAAGCAACGAUACGAGCAACAGGAACAAGAAUUUGGUGCCCAACAGAAAGAGAACAAACUUAAAAUAAGAUAUCUGAAGAAAAGCCUACAACUUCUGUCGACGGGUAACCACACAUAUCUACCCACAUUUGCGAUACCGGAGUUCAUUAAGAUGUACACAAAAGUGAUGGAAUUGCGUGAAAGUCUGGAGGAACAGCAACGGAAAGUUCGCAGUCAAAUGCGGGAUGAAGAAUAUGAGCGAAUAUUUGCAAAAUUGAAGGAAAAUAUUGAAGGGAAUCAUAUACAGGAUAAAAUCAAUUUGAUUAAAUUCGAAAGCCAAAGUGAGUAUUUGACUAGACAGUUGAUACUGUGUCAGGAACAGGUCGAUCAGUUGCAACGGGAAAAUAAACAGCUGCGUUUGCACGAAAUAGACAGCACUAGACACUGGGACACUCUGGAGCUAUUGUUUGGCGAAGAAGCAACAGCACAGCGAUUGCGCAAGGAUCAGGACAAAUACUUCGACAAAGCGGUGCAAGUAUCUGUUGAAACAUCAACCAAGUGUAUUAACACAAUUCCGAUAAUAGACGAUAGCUUCGGGGAACCACCAAGAAGAUGUUCUUCCGGUGAUACCAUAAAUGAUUACGACGAUAGAAAUGAUCGAAAUCAAACCGUAGUGAUAGACGAUGAACAGUCAGCUAAGCCCGUUCAAACGGUGGCUCAAAAAUCGCUCGAAUCUCAACUUAAACAGGCAAUGAUGCUAGCUUCCACAAGAAGUGCGCUCCUGUUGGAAGCCGAAAGCCGACUGUCCGAGUGCCAGGGAAGAAUAAAGCUGCUGGAAAAAUCACUGGAGGAGAAGGAUGGUUUACUUCGGCAACAGACACAAUCAUCAAGCGUUAUAAAGCAAGAUCACGUGGAAGACAGUAUUCUUAGCUCUACUAUAGGUUCGUUGCAGAAUCUGCUUCUGGAAAAGGACACAACAUUAUCGAGGUACCAAGAGUUACUAAAAUCGGAGCGAAACGAGCAUUCGCAGGUGUACGAUAGAAACAUGGCGCAAAUAAGAAAUCUUAAGCAAACAAUCGAUGAACUGGAGCAGAAACUUUACGAAAAACAAAAGGAGUGUGACAAUAUCUCCACCCAGCUCAGCGACAUGAAUCGUCUUAAAGCGCUCCAGGAGAGUGUGCCAGAAAAGGCCCGACCGAUGGAGGAGGAAGCAACCGUAUCGGAAGCUGGCGCGAUGGUUUACACGGACAAAAUAAUAGAAAACAUUUAUGAAAUAGACGAAAAGAAAGAGCGCGAAAUUGCAGAUCUUAAUGUGCAGGUGAACAUGCUCGAAGGCAACGUGCAGAAGCUGGAAAAUGAACAGAAGCGGCUGCAGCUCCAGCUGCGGGAAUCGAAUGCUCGAGAGAAAAAGUGCGAAAAAUUGCUACGGGAAAAGGACAUGGAGUUGGGAUCGCUGAACGAUCGGUUGGCUAAGGAAGCGAACGAUUUGCGUGAAUUUACCGAAACGAUCGCAAGCGCGCAGGAGAUUGAGCAGCUGAAGGAGAUGCUGGAGGAGAAGGAUCGGCACAUACAGGAUCUCACCGAAACGCUGUCACAAUUUCAUGAAGAUCAACGUAGCUUCAUGAACGAUACGUCGCUACACUCCGCCGAACAGGUGUCCCAGUUGAGUGCGGACCUGAAUCGCAGCGAGGCCAGCAAUCGGGUGUUGAAGACACAAAUCGAAGCACUUAAACGGCAGAUCGUUAGUAUACAGCAGCGCGAAAAGCAAUCGCGCGAUCUAGUAAAAACGCUCAAAAACCAACUGAUUAAGCGUCCCGUCAUUGCGAUGAAACCGGAUCGAAUGUCAACCCCACGCGAGGAUCAGUUAGCCCGCCGUGUGCAGCUGCUGGAAACGGAGCUACUGGAUACGAAAGAUGAGCUACGGAAGCAGACGGUGAUGAACGAAAAUCGGCGUGCGAAAACGGCAGCCGAAUUGGAUCUGUGGAACAAACAGAAACGUUGGCAGCAAAUGGCGGAACGGUUGAAGGUGCAGCUGAAGGAGCGUGAGGUAGAACUUGAAAAGCUGAAGGUUCACUUCAACACUGCCAAAACGACGAUCGCUCGAAUGGAGCGUGAUCGUACGCGGAUGAAUAGUGGCGCGAGCACAACUGCUGCAACAGCCACGCUGCUGGACAAUAAGUAUCAACCUUCGGGAUCGCCUGAUCAGUACUGCAGCACGGACAGUACGGUUUCGGAGGAUACCAGCACCACGACCACAACACAAAUGUUCACUCAAAACAGUAAAGAAAUCAUCGAUGCGCUCAAGAGCCGGAUUGAGUCGCAACAGCGAAGAAUUAUUGCCAUGGAGCUUGAUAGGAAGGGUUCUAACACGGUUGCACACGAGCUGGAGAAGAUGCAAGAGAAGCUAUGUAACAUGGAAGCUCAAAAUGUGCGUCUAGAAGCCAAGACUUUGCAGCUCCAGCUCGACAACGAUAUGUUGCGGCAAAGUGAUGAAUCGGAACGAUUGAAAAGGCAGAUCAAGCAUCUAGAAGAGUAUGUUAUUGCACUUAAGGAAGAAAUCGCCAAAGCAACGGCCGGUUGUCCAGAGUCUAUCAACUUCGAGAAUCUUUGCGUACGUUGUAGUCGACGGAGCGGUUCGAGUGAUCUAGCCGAGCGAAACGCUAAUCUCGAGCAAACCGUACUCACUCUAAAGCGCAUGAUCGAAAAGCUUCGUGUCGAGAACAAACAUCUUAAAGAACACCGCAACAGGGAACGUGCGGCUAACGCUGAAUCUCUCAGCAACCCACCGAAUGAAACGAUUGCCAAGGAGCUGUACGAUCGACUGAAAAGGGAGCACGAAAAAUUACAGCAAAAUCUUACGGAGGCUCUCAACAAGGUGUCGGUGCAGCAGGUGGAGAUAGAACUUCUGUCCAGUGUUACGUGCACUCGCUGUAAGGUGCGAUACAGCGGUGAAACGAUGGCUGCCGGCGCGAAUCGCGACGAUGUUGCCGCAGACGAAGCGUUAAAAGAUAAGCUGGAAAAGAAAAGUCAGUUGCUGGAGAAGGCGAAAAUUCUCCUGCAACGUGCAGCGGCAAAGGAACGAUACCUGAAGGAGCAAAUCGAUCUGCUACGGCGUAAAUGUUCCGAUUUGCAGAAUGUGCCCGUUAUAGACGAAAUAAGUGAAUAA
Anopheles moucheti is the source of this 6288-nucleotide messenger RNA. RefSeq names its product centrosomal protein cep290 (gene Cep290). The transcript is spliced from 11 exons. NCBI's taxonomy places the organism in Eukaryota, Metazoa, Arthropoda, Insecta, Diptera, Culicidae. The record is from RefSeq and is a predicted model, not a curated record. Bases 1 to 6288 code for a protein of 2095 amino acids.